AUGGCCGUGAAGUGUGAAAACAACGAUGAUCAGAUGAUUUUGAAAAUCAUGCAGUGUGAACUCGAGUGCAUAUUUGACGUGGUGGCAGAUAUCGCUUUUAUUGUUGAUCAGUCCAGCAAUAUCAGAUCCAAAAACUUUCAACUUUUAAGCUACUUUCUCAAGAACACCAUCAGAGGUCUCGAUGUAGGUGAGGGAAAAAUUAAAAUAGCUGUGGUCCUCUAUAGUGACUUCCCUCGAGCAGAUGUUUUCUUUAACACCUUCAAUGAUAAGACUGACAUCCUACGCUACAUCAGCAGCAUACCACAUGGUCGUGGUAAAACAUACACUGGAGCUGCUCUCAAGUUUGCCAAAGAGCAUGUGUUCACCAAAGCAAGAGGCAGCAGAAGAGAUCAGCAUGUUCAGCAGGUUGCUGUUGUUAUCACUGAUGGAAAGUCUACAGAUAAUGUGGCCAGUGCUGCAGCAGCAUUGCGGCGAUCUGGUGUCACUAUAUUUGCGCUUGGUAUCAAAGACACCGACGAGGAUGACUUGAGAGAGAUUGCAUCCUAUCCACAUAAGAAGUUUGUAUUCAGUGUUGAAGGCUUUGAUAAACUACAUUCACUUUCAAAUAUUUUAACCAAAACACUUUGCAAUGAAAUCACAGAUUCCAUCAUACCUGCAGCCUUACAGAGCUUUGUGUUACAAGAUUGCAAGAAAACAAUAAAAGCUGACAUAUAUUUUCUUCUGGAUGAAUUAGAAAGCAUAUCCUAUAAAGAAUUUGAUGAUAUGAAGAACUUUAUUAAGAAAUUGCUUGAAGCAUUCGAGGUUGGAAAUAACCAUGUGCGCUUUGGGUUGGUGAAGUUUGCAAGUCGUGCAACCACAGUUUUCCGAUUACAUGACUAUAACACAAAAGCUGAUAUCAGAAAGGCAGUGAAUGCCCUCAAAAUUGAGGGAGGGGGCACCAGGACUGAUCUGGGAUUGAGAGAAAUGAUCCCACUCUUUGAAGAAGCAGUACGAACACGUGGGGAAAAGGUUCAUAAGCUCCUGAUUGUCAUCACAGAUGGCGAGUCAAGAGGGACAGAAGAGUCGGUAGAAGUCCCUGCUAAACUUCUGAGAACAGAACAGAAUGUCAGUAUUUAUGCUAUUGGUGUGAAAGAUGCAUCUGUACCAGAGCUGGAAUUAAUAUCUGGCAGCCCACAAAGAAUAUUUUAUGUGAAAAACUAUGAUUUCCUUGAUGAAAUCAAGAAAGACAUUAUUACAGAAAUAUGUACCUUUGAAGGUGAGAAAUUCAGCUAA
Messenger RNA from Sinocyclocheilus grahami, 1272 nucleotides. RefSeq names its product collagen alpha-4(VI) chain-like. NCBI's taxonomy places the organism in Eukaryota, Metazoa, Chordata, Actinopteri, Cypriniformes, Cyprinidae. The coding region runs from base 1 to 1272 and encodes 423 amino acids. The transcript has 3 exons. The record is from RefSeq and is a predicted model, not a curated record.